This is a messenger RNA of Anolis sagrei ordinatus, 954 nucleotides long. RefSeq names its product olfactory receptor 9S13-like. Gene Ontology annotation, biological process: sensory perception of smell; G protein-coupled receptor signaling pathway. Gene Ontology annotation, cellular component: membrane. Gene Ontology annotation, molecular function: odorant binding; G protein-coupled receptor activity; olfactory receptor activity. NCBI's taxonomy places the organism in Eukaryota, Metazoa, Chordata, Lepidosauria, Squamata, Anolidae. The record is from RefSeq and is a predicted model, not a curated record.
ACCAUGAGAAACCAAACUGAGAUCACUGGAUUCAUUUUGGUGGGAUUUCUGGGUAAGCCACAGCUGCAGAUAGCUCUCUUCAUUCUCUUUUUGAUCAUGUAUGUCAUCACUCUUGUAGGUAACAUUGGCAUGAUCAUAACCACCUCAAUUGAUGUUCACCUUCAAACUCCUAUGUACUUUCUCUUGAAGAAUUUGUCCUUCAUAGAUGCCUGCUACUCAUCUGUCAUCACUCCCAAAGCCAUGCUGAACUUCUUAACUCAGAACAAGACCAUUUCCCGCAAUAAAUGUGCAGCCCAGAUGUUCUUAUUCUCUCUUCUUGGGACCACUGAGGCUUUUCUCCUAGCUGGGAUGGCCUAUGAUCGUUUCACUGCAAUUUGCAACCCACUACUUUACCAUUCAAUGAUGUCUAAGAAGAUCUGUGCACUUCUGGUGGCCAUUUCAUACUUUUUUGGGUUCCUCAAUUGUAGCAUACAAGUAGGCUUAACAUUCAGCUUAUCCUACUGCCGACCUGUGGAGAUCAACCAAUUCUUUUGUGAUGUUCCAGCUGUUAUGAAGGCUUCUUGCUCUGACACUUUUGUAAAUGAAAUUGUGCUGUUAGUGCUGUGUGGUUCUAUUGUAGUAACAACAUUCUCAGUUAUCUUAAUAUCCUAUGCCUAUAUUGUGGUCACAGUCUUUCACAUACCUUCUGCCCAAGGAAAACACAAGGCUUUAUCAACUUGUUCUUCCCAUGUCAUUGCUGUAAGUUUGUUCUUCGGGACAGCUUUCUUUAUGUAUGGCCAACCUGGAAGCAUCACUUCUCCUAACCAAGGCAAAGUGGUGUCUAUUUUUUAUACCAUUGUAAUUCCAAUGCUGAAUCCAUUAAUCUACAGUUUAAGGAACAAGGAAGUGAAAGAUGCUUUGGUGAGACUACUAAGAAGGAUAACCUUCUCCCAGUCAUGUGAUGCUUCUAGAUAA